GGCAAGUUUCAGUUUGUGGCAAUCACCGAACGAGAGCAGUUCGAAGCAGCGGUUAAAGCAAUCAAUGUAACUGGAUAUCCCAACAAGGCAUUGGGGCAACAGCACUUGCUGCAAGCAAGCAGAAGUGCAGGCCGAGAGCGCAAAGUAGGAGCACAAGGCAAAGUAGCCAGUGAAGUGAACUGCUUAAAAAAUAAGCAAAAUAAAGUAGAACUCAGCUUGAAAAAAAAGAAAAAAAAAAACAAAACAAAUCUACCGUGAGGAAGGACAACAAAAGUGUUGUGCAUGCAGUGCUAACACAAACAAUAACAAAAACUAAAUAAAUAAGCAAAAUAAAAACACCGAAAUUUUCAUUCCAGAUACAGACAAAAUUUUUGCUUUCGCAAGGAAUAUUGCGAAAAUGAAAAUUCAUUCGCUAAUAUACGAAAAAGUAGUAAAAACAUACCUAGUUCAGGGAAAAUCUAUACAUAAAACUGUUGAAGUGGUGUAGUUGAAGCCGUUGAAUACGAGUAUUCUUCCAGCCCAACACAUUUGGAAUGUUGAAUAUAAGUUUGUUUUUGUUCGCUUGCGAGAUGCGAUAAGACCAAAAAAUUUACACACAAAUAAUUACAAUCAUCAAAUAGUCAAAUCAUUGUCGCAGCAGUUGCUGUGACGGCAGCGACGGCAAAUCCAGCCACACAAUAAGCAGCAGAAAAGGCUACUACAACCCAAACGCAACCAACAACGACGGCAGCGACGAUAACAACCGACGCUCGAAAAUGUCAACACUUCCGUUUUUGUUGAGCGUCGCCGAUGAGCUCGAUAACCUCAACUCCCAAUCGUACAUGGACGACUUCGGGCUGGGCUUCCAUCCGCACCGCCAGUACUACCGUACGCCCACCAUCCAAUUGUCCUUGCCCGCCAGCACCGACUGGAUGGAGCAUGACCGCUCGCAGCGCUAUCGCUCGCACAAAUUCGUCUUCGAAACACAAAACAAUCUAACGGCCACCGCGGAGGGCGAUGAGGCGGAAGGCACCGAUGAGGCUGGCAAUGGCGGCCGUGGCGGCGCGCUGGACGGCAGCGGUACGGACAAUGCGUAUGUAGAUCGCUACGGCAGCGGGGCAAGCACGUCCGCCGCCAGUCGCCAAAAAUACACUUCCCUACUCAACUCGAACAACGACGGCGAAGGCAAGGGAGUGCUCGGCGGCAGCGGCAGUGGCAGCGGCAGCAGCAGCACCAAGGGUGGCAAGCGCGAUGACGCCGAUGCCAUCGAUAACACAGUGCAGAUGUAUAACUUGUCGAAAAAAUGUUGCAAGAAUUACUAUCGACGCGGCGACGAACCGCAGUCGGGCGUACUGACGGCCAAGGAGAAAUCCGCAGAAGGCGGCUAUCGUUUGCAUGCCAAGUGCAUGGAGGGCGCCAACUCGUCGUCGGAUGAGAGCUUACAGAAGCCCACAUCCUCCAUUGAAUUUUUGACGUGCUUCCUGUUGAAGAAGUCGCGUGCGCCCAAAGGAGCGGGCAUCAGCGGUGGCAAGAAAUCGUCGUAGGACACGGUUUCGAAGCGUAGAAGCAAUUGUUUCUGAAUAUGUUGGAGAGGGGCGGGUGGCGAUGGCGAAGGCGAAGGCGAAGUCAAUGGUGACGGUGAUGGCGACGGUAACGACGUGGGGGGAAAUCGUGGCGUGCCAGGCCGGAGUAAUGGUAAUGGGGAUUGGAGAGCUUGUUGCGGUGAAAUUGAUUAUCAGAAGUGAUGGUGGCGAAGGCGAAGGCGAAGGCGAAGGCGAGUGCCGAUUGAAGACUGACGAUGGACGAUUUACGCAGUCACGCGGCUGUAAUGUUGCUACAAUGCAACUCAACUGAGCAACUGUGCAAUCGAGUGAGUGGCGAAGGUUGUAACGUUACACCUUGGCUCUUCGUGCACAGACAAACUGACGCGCUUUCACACUUUAUUUGGCAAUGAGUUUGCGAAGCUGUCAAGGGUAAAAUACAAGGUCUUCGAGGUGCAGACGGGCGUUGAGGGAUUACGGCAAAGGUUGGUUGGAGAAAUCAAAUGCGCCGCAAAAAGUGCAAUGAAAAGGGAUUCUCAUACAAAGCGAAAGUGAGAAGAAAAUGCAGCAGUUUUGAUGCAUUCGCAUAUAAAAUUUAGUACUUACGCAUAACAUUUACAUAUAAUCGCAUAUAGCAAUUUGAAAUUAGUUGUAAAUUGAAAAAAAUGUAGACUUAUUAGGGCCGUUUUCACCAUCUCUGGUUAACACUAAGCUCCAGUUAAACCUCUUUACCGACGUUCUCGACACAAUCUUAUAUGUAUGGAGUCAAUAACGUCGGUAACGAUGUUUAACUGGAGAUUAGUCAUGCAACGCUAAGUAUGCAUAACUGGACUAUUAACCAGAGAUGGUGUAAACGGCCCUAAGUGUAGUAGUGCGUGGUUAAGUGAACGAUUAAGGAAAAUAUUCAAGCGGUGCCUAAUUGUUAGUUUCGUAGCUAAAAAAUACCUAAGGCCAUAAGCAACUGAACAGCUAAAGGCCGAGUUGGGUUUUUUUUGAAACUUAGUAAGCUUUAGCAAAUAAAUGUUUAUAGAAUGUUUGUAAUGUAUGUACGUGUAGCGGUAAUUUUUAAAAAUUUGCCCAGUUAUUUAUAAGCAAUAUUCGCAUAUACAUAUAUAUUGUUGGAGAGGCGGUGUUUUGGUGAUGAAAAACAUUGUAUAGUGUUUCUUAUUAAAAUUUUAAAAGUUCGACAUCUAACUAUGCGAAAUUUUUUAAUUUUUUUUUUGCAGCAAAAAUUCAUGUAAUUUGUCUAAAUUCGACUUUUUGGAAAAAUAAAGGCCUUGAAAGACCGGUGCAAAAUUGCAAAAUGAUUUUUUGCUCGCUGUACCCCCAACUUUGUCUACUAGGAUCGAAACAAAGUUAAAUGUUGUAUAGUUCGGUAACUACUUUUACAUUCCCAAACGUCAAGGCUUCAAAUUGCAGUACGGACUAAUCUCUUAAUAAAUUUUAUAGUCUUAGGUCUAUACGUCAUUAGUGAGCGCUGGUUCGUCAUUAACUUCUCGAAGCGCUGGCCAAGUAAAUGCAAAUGGAAAACAGCAUUAAAUGAUAAUAUCCAGAAAUUAUCAACAGGAAAUGUAUUGCUUUUCGUCACUUCAAGCAAAAACAAAAAAAAAAAACAAUAAAUAAGGGCUUGACUGAGAAGUUUUCGUCCAUCUACCGUAUAGCCUCGAUAUUUAUACAAAAUUCUCUUAGGGCCGUUUAACUGUCCGUUAAACACAUCAACUGCUCUAUCGAUCACAUUACAGGCAGGCGAUAAGGGCCUUCUUCUCGAUGACUCUAUUUGCCCAUCGCUUAUUGUGCCCCAUUAUUUCUGUCAUUUUGCGAAGGAGGCGUAAUCUUGCAAACCAUCGUACGCUUGACCUAACAGAGCAGCCCGCUCCGGUAAAUAAAAUACGGUCACAAUAAGUGAUUCCGAAACUGUGGGACAUUCGGCUUAUAUCGCAAUAGCACUUCGUCUGUAGACUGAUUUGUUGCCCCGACUAUACGAACCCAAGUGCAAUGCAUCUGUCCACACCUCGGAAACAUAAAAUAUUACGUAGCUCAGAGUGCUCGGCAAUCUUUACCUAUGUUUUUUUUUGGUUCUCUGGUAUCUAACAUAAUUCUCGAAGAUGUCUUGAAUGUGUUUGGGAUGGGAUCACAAAAUGUUUAACAAAUUAAAAAAAUCUGUAUUUAAAUAGAAGCGUCGGGGGUACUGCGCAUUGUACUUACAGUACUCACAGCACCGCUUUUCCAGAGUUCUCCAGAUAUUGUUUUCUCUGAUAUCGGUUUGACCAAAUGUGAAGCUUCAAUUUUCACAGGAAAACAAAUUGCUUCGAUGCCAGGCCUACAGAUAAUUGCAAAGCUUUGAUUCAGUUCAAUAAAAUUGCAUUCUAAGACCUUUUCCGCAGAGACAAGCUCUAAUACAAAGCCGUCUAAAAGCAGAUAGAUCAUUUGGAUUCGAUAGAAACACCAAUUGGUGAAGCUUCCAUCGCUUGGGGAAAACGCUUUUCUUUAUAAAGUCGUCUUCACACCUUACGAUGACGGGAACCGUUUUCGAACGAUUUUAAAGCUGGCUUCAAAUUGUGAGGCUUACAUAUAUACCCAAUCGGAAAAAUGAGGAACGCUGGCAGACCUUCCUUUUGCAAGGUGUAUUAGAAGAUCUGCCAAUAGCGCUGCCAUUCGAAUUCGGGCGAGAAGUUGUAUUUGAUAAGCAAACAAAGUCAAAUAAAAGCGAAAAUUGCAGUAAACGUUUCUAUGAGGGUCUGUUGCAAAAUAUAAACUGUGUCAUAUUUAUUCCAAGUGAACGUGUUUUUUUUUUUGGGGGAAGCUGAAUCAGAUGCUCUGGCUAUUUGAUACAAAAAUAAAUGGGAUCAAGAAACGCGAAUAGAAGACCUCUCGCUUCAAAAUAUUGGAAAUAACUCUGCCAAGAAGGCUUAAUUUGUCUAAUUUUGCCUACUGGGUAGUUAUGUUAGAUAUGCUUACAUAAAUAUACUAGUUAACCCCUUGAGUUUAUAGAAGAGAGCGUGGCGUUUAUAGUAAACUGAAAAAUAGCGAUAGAUGUAGUAAAUUCAGAGAAACAUAGUCUUGGACCCAUUACGAACAGACAGCUAAACGCACUGUCCUGUUGUAAGCUAAAAAGGGAUACGAGUUUGCAAGAAAUCGUAGCACUUCGUUAAUUUAAAAAUUAAAGCGCAUUUCCACUGAAAAUCUUUAUUACUGUUUUAUUUUUUUAUUUCUUUGCCCCGAAGGACGUCGUAAGCUUUGCGUCAUAAAAUAUAGCACUUUUGCAAAAAAAUGGUGUACUUUUUAGAUGACUUAAUGAAGCCCCACCAUUUAAGGAUGCAUACAAAGAAGGUCAAAAUUGUUUUAGCACCAGGUCAUCGUUAUAUUAAGAGUAAGUGUGGCGAAUUAGAAAGAAGACGGUAGAAAUAUCAAUGACCCCAUUUAAACGGAAAAACUCUUUCAUUCUGUGUCUCGGCAAACCUUGCCGUACUUGCAGAUAUCUCACAGAAAAUAAGAGUCCAUAGCAUCGAAGGAGAAGGGCUGUCCUGCGGCAGCGCUUUUAUUCUUGGCCUAAAAGUAAGGAAGGUCCUGCUUUUCAGUCCAUUCAAUCUAAACGAAUAAUUUUUACAUUACACACCGUUUUUGCGCUUCAACACUAUUUGUGUAUUGGUCAAUGCAAAAGUUCUAUCAGGCGUCGCGAAGCAAGCCAGGCAUUUGCUAGUUUAAUAAUAAAACUGAAAUGAAAACAUCAUUUAUGAGCAAAAUUUCAUAACGGUCAAACCAAAAAUUAUAGAAGUUUAAAUUUUAUGCCGGCCCAUAUUUAAAGAUUAAGCAAUAAUAAUAUGCCGUCAAAAAGUUAUCGCUCCCCUCAACUUAAUUCGGUCUUUAAAGGGUUAAACGCAAAAAUUAUUUCGUGCCCACAAAUCGUAUCCUGGGGUCCUUUAGUCGUCGGGAUUGUAUCUAGGACUCCGAUCUGGUGUUCGGCGAAGAUCAUUGAAGUGAAGUACAUAUAUUGUUGCAUGUUUUUUUUUUUUAAUUGAUUGAAUAAAAUUAAGGGAAACACGCUAUUUUUCCAGCACCAAUACACCUCUUCAAAUAACACAACUAAUUAUGAUACAAGAAAUUUGUAACCAUUUCCCAGAUGCAUGCAAAUUUUGCAUGCCAGUUUUUUUUUUAUAAAUAAUAAUUGCAAAAAGAAAACAAAAAAAAAAAUAAAUUUUGUACCUUCUUUUAUACCAAGAACCAGAUAUACAUGCAUACAUACAUAUGUGUUUUUAUACCAGUAAUUAAAGGAAUUUAGAGCAAAUUAUUGCAUACAUUAAAGCCUCAAAAAUAUAUGCAAAGUGCAACAGCAUUAAGA
Rhagoletis pomonella (apple maggot) is the source of this 5859-nucleotide messenger RNA. RefSeq lists its product as uncharacterized. Bases 756 to 1523 code for a protein of 255 amino acids. NCBI's taxonomy places the organism in Eukaryota, Metazoa, Arthropoda, Insecta, Diptera, Tephritidae. The transcript has a single exon. The record is from RefSeq and is a predicted model, not a curated record.